This is a messenger RNA of Staurois parvus, 381 nucleotides long. The record is from the annotation of a GenBank genome assembly. Lineage: Eukaryota; Metazoa; Chordata; Amphibia; Anura; Ranidae.
AUGCGCUGUGUCCCUCGGACACAGCGGAUCACCGAUCACGGAAAGAGCCGAAGAUGUCGGCUUGGUCAUGUGAUCAGCUGUGUCCAAUCACAGCUGAUCACAUGGGACGUGUACACGGAUCAUCAGGGCACUGAUGAUCAGUGUGCCCUGAUGAUCAGUGUAGCCCCAGCAGUGCCAGCUGUCAGUGUUCAUCAGUGCCACAACAAUGCCACAUAUCAGUGCCUACCAGUGCACAUCAAUGCCACAUAUCAGUGCCCAUCUGAGCUGCCUUCAGUGUCACCCAUCAGUGCCAGUCAGUGCCACCUCUCAAUGGCAAUCAGUGCCACCUAUCAGUGCUGCCAAUCAGUGCCACCUAUUAGUGCCAGUCAGUGCCGCCUAUCA